UUGUAUCCGUAUUUAAAGGCGCCAACAAAGACUAAUUCAGGAACAGCUUCACAAACCUGCCAUCUGUACUCACAUCAUCCAACAGCACACUACAGCUUAUUUUAUUUAACGCAAUAAAAUGCCCGAGGAAACAGCAGCUGCUUCAACUGCCGAAAGCAUGGAGGAAAAACCUUGCUCGUCAAGCGCUGCAGACAGCUCCGUCGAUGUUUCCGAGGAAGCUAAGAAGCUCAUUGGCACAGGCAACCGGCACUUGGUGAUGGGUGAUGUUGUGUCUGCAGUCAGUGUGUUCCAAGAGGCUUGUGCCAUGCUAGCUGAAAAGUAUGGAGACACGGCUGAUGAAUGUGGUGAAGCUUUUUUCUUGUGUGGAAAAGCCCUUCUGGAGCUUGCCAGGAUGGAGAAUACUGUACUUGGUAAUGCUUUAGAGGGAGUCCCAGAAGAAUCCUCUGAGGAGGGCGAGAAACAGAAUGACUCUAAGAUUGAAAGUGCAGACAACUUGGAUGAGAAAACCAGAGAUGAGCUUCGAGCACAGGUUUAUGAUGCCAUGUCAGAGGACAAAAAUCAGUCAGAGGUAGAAAAAGAGGAGGGGGAAGGCAAGCAGAACCAAGAGGAAUUUAAGGAGAAGCAGGAGAUGGUUGAAGCACCAAAAGAAGGGGAUGCAGCAUCAAUUAAAACUGAGAAACCAACUGAAGACGAGGCGCAACCUACUGAAAAUGAGGCAAAACCUGCUCAAGAUGAGGAGAAACCAGCUGAAGACGAGGCAAAACCUGCUGAAAAUGAGAAACCUACUGAAAAAGAGAUUGAGAAAUCAGGCGUGGAUGAAAGUGCUACUAAAAAGGAAGAGGUCACAGUGUCAAAUGGAGUAACUGAAAAGGUUGAGGAGAAAAAUGGAAAUGAAGAGAAUGAAGAACCCAUGGAAGAGGAUGGAGAAGAUGACGACGAAGAUGAUGAUGAGGAGGAGGAUGAUGAUGACGAAAAUACAGAGGGUGAAACAAAAGAUAAGGAAAGUGAGGAGGAUGAAGUUGGAAACCUGCAGUUGGCCUGGGAGAUGCUUGAGGUUGCAAAGGUGAUUUACAAAAGAAAAGACAGCAAAGAAGAUCAGUUAAUGGCGGCACAGAUUUACCUAAAACUUGGAGAAGUUGGAGCUGAAUCAGGUAACUACAGCCAGGCCCUGGAGGACUUCAAUGAGUGUUUAACCUUGCAGCUGAAACACCUUCCCUCUCAUAGUCGUCUUCUGGCUGAGACUCAUUACCAGUUGGGCACAACUUACAGCUACACAGCCCAAUACAGCCAAGCCAUUGAGCACUUCUCCAACUCCAUCAAAGUCAUUGAGAGCCGUCUUGCUAUGCUUCAGGAGGUAAUAGACAAGGCAGAAGGUGCAGAGGCAGCAAAGGAGGAGAAGAACGAGCUUGAUGAGUUGAAACAGUUACUGCCAGAAAUCGCUGAGAAGAUUGAAGAUGCCAAGGAGAGCCAGAGGACCGCUGGUGCAGCAUCUGAGGCCAUCCAUCAGACCCUUGCGGGAGCAUCCACUUCAUCUGCGUUCCCAGCUGAAAAUGGCGGCCCAUCCUCAUCUACUGCAAGUCAGAUUUCCGUGAGGCCAGCCGAUGCUGCAUCUUCAUCAAAAUCUGCUUCUGACAUUUCUCACCUUGUCCGCAAAAAGAGGAAACCAGACGAGGAGAGUCCAAAAAAGGACAGUGAUGCUAAAAAGACUAAACAGGAGACCUCAUUUAAUGGCAGCGGUGACUCCGCCCACAACGGCAAUGGAGUCCAGGAGAAAAUGGAGCAGGAGCCAGCCAGUUCUUCCUCUGUGGAGACAUCAGCGUGAUGAACAUCAUCUGAUUGACCACUUACCUUCCAACCAGCAGAGCAUGCCUGCCUCAUACUCUCCACGAACAACUUUUUGUCUUUGUUUUGUAAAUAAGUUCUUUUUGUCUGUCCAAUUUUUGUAUAAUUGUAGUAAACUUUCAAUAAAGGAUAUUUGCAUAUGUGAA
Messenger RNA from Puntigrus tetrazona (Sumatra barb), 1988 nucleotides. RefSeq names its product nuclear autoantigenic sperm protein (histone-binding). Gene Ontology annotation, biological process: DNA replication-dependent chromatin assembly; CENP-A containing chromatin assembly. The record is from RefSeq and is a predicted model, not a curated record. The coding region runs from base 119 to 1822 and encodes 567 amino acids. NCBI's taxonomy places the organism in Eukaryota, Metazoa, Chordata, Actinopteri, Cypriniformes, Cyprinidae. The transcript is spliced from 15 exons. Gene Ontology annotation, cellular component: nucleoplasm. Gene Ontology annotation, molecular function: histone binding.